Messenger RNA from Diachasma alloeum, 1798 nucleotides. Its product is annotated as cytochrome c oxidase assembly protein COX15 homolog. NCBI's taxonomy places the organism in Eukaryota, Metazoa, Arthropoda, Insecta, Hymenoptera, Braconidae. Bases 376 to 1683 code for a protein of 435 amino acids. The transcript is spliced from 6 exons. Gene Ontology annotation, cellular component: mitochondrial inner membrane. The record is from RefSeq and is a predicted model, not a curated record. Gene Ontology annotation, biological process: heme A biosynthetic process. Gene Ontology annotation, molecular function: oxidoreductase activity, acting on NAD(P)H, heme protein as acceptor.
CAUGCAUGUUUGUGUUUUCAUGCGAGUUUUACCGUUCAUUACUAGACCCGAAACAAUUCACGCCACAUUGAUCCUCCCUAAUUGUGCCGGUUUCACUCGUGAAUUGUUCCUGAACCUCCGAAAACCGAAACAUUGGCUUCCGCUCGUAAAAACGAAAUGUCACCUUGAAUUUCAAUCGCUGGAGGUGCGGAAUUCAGACCAUCCUUGCGUAGUAGUCGGGAUUUUUCGAUUAUUUCGAGACGGUGUGUCGUCAUGUCAUGUAAUUAAUUGACGAUUACCGGUAGAUAAUCAUUUUGGAGUGGAAUUUCCGGCAGUGGUACUGAGGUUAGGGCUCUGGAGGAUCUGUAAAUAUCUACGAUCAUCUACGGGGUCAGGAUGCUGAGUGUCUCGAGAUUAUGCACCAGGGGAAUUCCAAGAGCCCCAUUUACAAAUCUAUCGCUCUCCACUCAAAGAGCACUUCACAGUCCCCUUCAAAAACGACCGAGUGAUUUCCUGAGGAUUCUCCGGGAGACCUCAGCCAAAUGGAGAACAACUCCGGGUCUGUCGACCCAGUCUGGAGCAGUUUCCUUCAGAUAUGCAUCGGCUGUUAACAAAAAAACAAAUAGGCUCGUUGGCACGUGGCUUUUUACAUGCAGUGGAAUGGUCUUCAUUGCUGUAGCACUAGGUGGGAUAACGAGGCUGACUGAGUCGGGGUUGUCCAUGGUAACGUGGAAAUUAUUGGGUGAGAAAAUGCCAGUGUCCGAGGGUCAAUGGAUCGAGGAGUUUGAACGAUAUAAACAAUAUCCAGAAUAUAAACUAAUGAACCAGAACAUGACCCUGGAAGAGUUCAAAAAAAUCUGGUGGAUGGAGUACGUCCAUCGGAUGUGGGGUAGACUGAUAGGUGCAGCAUUCGCCCUCCCAGCUGCCUACUUCUGGUACAGAGGCUACCUAAAACCCGGAAUGAAGGCCAGAAUCUUGGUCCUGGGGUCACUGAUCGGUGCCCAGGGCCUCAUGGGCUGGUACAUGGUGAAAUCAGGCCUUGAGGACAGGUUUGAGGGCCCCUCGGACGUCCCCAGAGUCUCGCAGUACCGAUUGGCGGCCCAUCUGGGUCUGGCAUUUCUCCUGUACGCUGGCUUCUUGCACAGCGGACUCGACCAUUUGCUGCCUGCCAAAGUCAUGCCCCUUGAUUGGUUCGGGAAGAAAAUUUUGACUGAUAAACAUACCAAGGCACUGGUCAAGUUCAAGAGAAUGGCCCAUGGGACUAAGGCGCUUGUAUUUUUGACUGCUAUCUCUGGGGCUUUUGUGGCUGGACUCGAUGCUGGCCUGAUUUAUAACGAGUUCCCGAGGAUGGGGAGGAGGUUUAUUCCGAAGGGUCUUCUCGAGAUGUCCCCUAUGUUGAGGAAUUUCACGGAGAAUCCGACUACUGUUCAAUGGGAUCAUAGAGUACUCGGUAUAACAACAUUGACACUGAUCACCAUAAUGGCAUUAAAAUCCCGGAAAAUAAAACUGCCAGGACGUGCAUCGACAGCAGCCCUGGUAGUCCUGGGUGCUGGAUAUCUCCAAGUAAUCCUAGGAAUCUCGACUCUCCUCCACCACGUACCUGUCUCCCUGGCAGCUUCUCACCAGUCAGGAAGCAUGCUACUCCUCAGCACAGUGAUAUGGCUAUGCCACGAGCUCAAACACGUGCGCAAACUCCCCAAAUAAGUUCAUCCAUGGAAAAUCGCUUGUACAUAAAAUGUAAAUCAAUUAGAGGAGUCGCAUUAAAUGGAAAGUAAAACCUGUUGACUUAUGAAUUACACGAACUAAUCACUUCACAACA